ACGCAAAACAAAGAGUAUUCUAAUCCGAAACGAAUUGACCAGACCGCAGCAGAGGCUGUCCGGGCGGGGCGGGGCCGAUCGGUUACGUGCGUCGAACCAGGAAUUCGUCUUCCUUAGGCGGCGAGUGAGUUGGUGGGGGUCGGGUGGGGGAGUUUUACGGGUUCAAUUCAAAUGAUUGACAGAGAGAAAAUCAAAAUUCAAUCGGCUUUGUUUUGUUUAAUAAAAAAGGGGUUAAACGGUGGGUCAGGGAAAGAAAAAGAAUGCAGUCAGCUAUAAGUACAGUUUGUUGCAGUCGAGGACGGGGAGGAGUCACCGCUACGCUACCACGAGAAUCACGGGUGAUAGUGAGGCCGCCUCUCUCUCCUCAUCUUCUUCUUCUGCCUCCUUGCGCGUCGUCGUCGUCUUCUUCCGCUGUGAUUUGUCUAUUGCCGCCGCCGCCGCCACGAUCCGCCGGAAGUAGCGCCGCCGCCGGCGGUUACUGGAAUUCGAGAGCGAGUUUUGGAUCGGGAGCGGGAGUGGGGAGGAUGUCGACGGAUUCUGCAGUGAACGGAUCGGGUUUGUCGCUGUCUGGUGCGAAGAAGAAUGCGCGGACUUCGGAUUACCUGCGGCACGUGGAGUCGAUGAACACGAUGCCGUCUGGAGCAGGCAAAAUUCAGAGGCUGAACGCCGUCAUCCUUGGAGAGGCGCUGGCUUCUGAGGAGGAUGAUCUCAUCUUUCCGAGCGAGGAUUUCGCUCGGAAGGCUCACGUUUCCUCUCCUCAAGAGUACUUGGAGAUGUAUAGAAGGUCAAUUGAGGACCCUGCUGGUUUUUGGUCCGAUAUUGCUUCGGAGUUUUACUGGAAGCAGAAGUGGGGACAAGAGGUCUACUCGGAGAAUUUUGAUGUCAGAAAAGGGAAGAUCAGCAUCGAGUGGUUCAAGGGAGGUGUCACCAACAUUUGUUACAACUGCUUAGACAGGAUUAUUGAGUCUGGAAAUGGUGACAAAAUCGCCAUUUACUGGGAAGGAAAUGAGCCUGGUGUUGAUGGCAGUUUAACUUAUAAGCAGCUGUUGGAGAGAGUUUGCCAGCUUGCGAAUUACCUGAAAGAUAUUGGUGUUAGAAAGGGUGAUGCCGUUGUAAUUUACUUACCAAUGCUUAUGGAACUGCCAAUUGCAAUGCUCGCAUGUGCUCGAAUUGGUGCUGUUCAUUCGGUUGUUUUUGCCGGAUUCUCUGCAGAGUCUCUUUCUCAGAGGAUUAUAGAUUGCAAACCAAAGGUUGUGAUAACUUGCAAUGCAGUUAUGAGAGGAUCCAAGGCCAUCUAUCUCAAAGAUAUAGUUGAUGCUGCUCUUGUAGAAUCAACCCAAAAUGGGAUCUCUGUAGGUGCAUGCUUGAUCUAUGAAAAUGUAUCAGCCUUGAAGAGGGAGGAUACCAAGUGUCAUGAGGGAAGAGAUAUCUGGUGGCAGGAUGUUGUUCCAAAUUAUCCAACUACAUGUGCUGUUGAGUGGGUUGACGCUGAAGAUCCACUUUUUCUGCUAUAUACUAGUGGAAGCACUGGAAAGCCCAAGGGUGUUCUGCAUACAACUGGUGGAUACAUGGUAUACACUGCAACAACGUUCAAGUAUGCAUUUGACUACAAGCCAUCAGACGUAUACUGGUGCACAGCUGACUGUGGUUGGAUUACUGGACACAGCUAUGUGACUUAUGGGCCUUUGCUUAAUGGAGCAACAGCUGUUGUAUUUGAAGGGGCUCCAAAUUAUCCAGAUCCUGGGAGAUCUUGGGACAUUGUUGACAAAUUCGGAGUGACGAUAUUUUAUACUGCCCCAACACUUAUUCGUUCUCUCAUGCGCGAUGGAAAUGAGUAUGUCACCCGCUACUCACGCAAAUCCUUACGAGUGCUUGGCAGUGUAGGCGAGCCCAUAAAUCCUAGUGCAUGGAGGUGGUUUUUCAAUGUAGUUGGAAAUUCAAGAUGCCCCAUAUCUGACACUUGGUGGCAAACAGAGACUGGUGGCUUUAUGAUUACUCCUUUACCUGGUGCCUGGCCACAGAAGCCUGGUUCUGCUACUUUCCCGUUCUUUGGGGUUCAGCCUAUCAUAGUGGAUGAGAAGGGCAAUGAGAUUGAAGGUGAGUGCAGUGGAUAUUUAUGUGUGAAAAGCUCAUGGCCUGGGGCAUUCCGGACGCUUUAUGGUGAUCAUGAAAGAUAUGAAACUACAUACUUCAAGCCAUUCCCAGGCUAUUAUUUUACUGGUGAUGGCUGCAGCAGGUAAUUCUCUUUUUCUUUAGAUCCCUAAAGUAGGCCUUCAUUACCAGAAACUUCGUUGCUCACAAGAUGGAAAUAUUAAAAAUGUAGGUUUUUAGCAAAAUGAAUGUGUAAGGAGGAAAGAAGAGGCAGGAUAGCAACAUCUACAAAAAUCUUUCUGUUCCAGGGAUCAAUCUAAUUAAAAAGUAGAGAAGGAGGUGACAGGGCAACAUGGAGGAGAAGAAAUCUUUUUAGCCAGUAAACGUUUAUGCAAGUAGAAUGAGGUAGUCACUCGAAAGUUCUGCAUGGAAAACUUAGGAAAAGGUAUUACCAUCACAUAACCUUUUGUCUUGAUCAAGAAUCCAUUGAUUUGGUUACUGGAAGAGAGAAGGUUAUGUGAUGGUGGUUGUGGAAGGAAUUCUAUCAGUUGAGAAAGGUCUCUUCUGGUUUAAAGAUUCACUAAGUGAGUUUGAAGAUGAAGUAGUUGUGUUUCUAAGUAGUCUGACUAGGGUGAAGAAUAUUGGAGCCUCUUUGCCUUAAAGUGAUUGGCUGGGAAUAAGUUUAAACUGUGUAAUAUUUGUUGGUGAAACUUGGUCAUCCCAAGAAAAGAUUAGUUUAGAUUUCUUGAAUCAACCAUUCAUAAAGAUAGAUUAAUUAAUGAGAAUGUUAUUCAAAGAAUUCAGGCAUGAUGUUUAAGAUGGAAAAGUUCGUUCAAACAUUUUGUUUGAUAGUAAGAUUCCAUUAAAGCUAAAAUAAAAAUAACCAGCUAUGUUGUAUGGUACAAAAUGUUGGCUAGUAAAGCACCAACAUCUACAAAAUAUGAGUAUAACAAAGAUGAGAAUAUUAUAAUGGACGUGUGACCAUACAAAAAGAUAAAACUAGAAAUGGGGUUAUUCAUAAAAUGUCGGAGCGGCUUCUAUUAAAUUUAAGAUGCUUGAACACGAUUAAGAUGACUUGAUCAUAUGUGAAGAAGACCAAUAGAGGCUCACACAAGGGAAGUGGAUGGAAUGGAACUAGUUAUUAGCAAAAUGGACAGAGAAGGAUUAAGAAAAACUUAGUGGGAGAUACUUUGAUAUGAGAUGAAUACAAGAGCCUAACAAAAGGUAUGGCUAUGGAUAGAGGUGAUUGGCAAGCUAGAAUUCAUGCAUUCAACCCCACCUAGUAGGAUUAAGGCUUGAUUUGUUGUUGUUAUCUAAUAGUUGUUGGGAACAACAGUGUCAUAUUGGUGGUAUUGUUUGCUAUUGGAGGCUUAUUGCCCGCAUGGAGUUGUAGGUGCCAAUAAUGACUUAAAACAUGCUUGGUUUGAAAAAUAAGUAACUUUGCUUAGGCUUGGGUAAUUACACAUAAGAUCACUUGUGUGAAGUUUAAAAUUGCAUUGGCUCAUAUUGUCUUUAUGUGGGUGCUUCUUGUUACUUUGGGGUGAGUUCUUUGUGGUUAUCAAAUCCACGAGGGUUGCUUUGAUUUCAUGGUUGAGUUAGGUUGGAUGGAACUCUUGCUUAUACAGGCCACUCUUACUAGGAGGGCAAGCCUUGGUGGCAAUAGUAAGGCUACUCCUUUGUAAUUGGGAGCUCAGGUGUUCGGGUUACGGAAACAAUCUCUUUGCAUAACAAGGGUGUGUAUAAAAAUGACCCUUGUAUGGUGAGCAAACAUGUUCACUGGGGGCAGCCCCCUUUCUUGAGAGGAUAUGAGUAUGUUGUUCCAACCUGGUACAUAUAACCAAUACUUUUAUUUCCUCUUAUUUGAGUAUACUUCCAUAUUAUAGUUUUGAGAUAUUGAUGAUGUAUCCGUAUAUUAGAUUGAAGGUGGAAGUAGCAAUCUGUUAAACGAAUCCUUGCUGUUGGCCAUUAACUUACCACUUGCUCUAAAAGAUUAAGUUGUUAAGAAAUGGCUCAAUACUACUGUAAAAGUUCCCUAACACACACAGAACAACAAUGAACACAGCAUAAUAAUGGGGGAACAAAUACACAUUAGGAGACUUGACUCAAGGGUUCUUAGAAACCUGACCUCUUAUACCAUGUUCAAAUUACUGCUCAUCC
Molecule: messenger RNA, 4248 nt
Organism: Diospyros lotus (date-plum)
Lineage: Eukaryota; Viridiplantae; Streptophyta; Magnoliopsida; Ericales; Ebenaceae
Product: acetyl-coenzyme A synthetase, chloroplastic/glyoxysomal
Exons: 14
Coding region: 261-2240 (659 amino acids)
Biological process (GO): acetyl-CoA biosynthetic process
Molecular function (GO): acetyl-CoA synthetase activity
Source: RefSeq, a predicted model, not a curated record